Messenger RNA from Liolophura sinensis, 2192 nucleotides. RefSeq names its product leucine-rich repeat-containing protein 63-like. The record is from RefSeq and is a predicted model, not a curated record. The transcript has 11 exons. Lineage: Eukaryota; Metazoa; Mollusca; Polyplacophora; Chitonida; Chitonidae. Gene Ontology annotation, cellular component: cytoplasm. The coding region runs from base 19 to 1941 and encodes 640 amino acids.
UAUGGAGACGCAAUCAAAAUGGCGGCAUCGUCUGUAAACAAAUCUGGGAUGCACAACAUUCCCAGGCUUCACUCUGACAGCUCUCAAGCCAUGGUAGGAAAACUACUCCGUCGACCGCGGGCUUCCAAACGCCCUCAGGCAUCUCCAGAAAGGACAGAGGCCAAGAGCGUUGACGGAUAUCAGCUGGAUACUCUGAGACCUAUGACAAACUUAUCUGUAGCCGAGACGACGGGGAGGUGUUCACCUGGGCAAAGCGGAGUUCACAGUCUCGUGUCACCUCCCCCACCCUCUGAAGCCACCCAUAAGAAGAGAAGUAUCUGCUAUGAGUAUCAGGAUUUCUCUCGCUCAAUGCAGAGCAGGGGAGUAGCCUUUAUUACAAAGGAUGACAAGAAGUACGUGCUAGAUCCAGUGUACAGAGAGAAGACCCUGACAGCUGGGUCCUUAAGUCAGCGGGGGCCUCAGACGGCUGGGUCCAGAGUUGGGCCAGUGAGCAGGUGUAUACCACGGGGCCCUGCCCCUCUCAUUCCUAGGGAACCACGGAGAAGACCAGAAAUCGUGCGUGACUUUGCAGACUUGACAGACGAUGCCCGCUACAUCAGACCGCCGGAAUUCACACUGGAGAGUUUCCUGAUUGAUCUGCCGGAGAUACAAACAAUUCCCUUGAUGAAGGUUAAGAAAGCCAUGUACUCCAGACAUCACUAUAAGAAAAUCGUUGAUCUUUUGAGUAAGGAAAUACAGCCGAAGUGUCAACAGAUGAGCAAAGUGGACAUCAAGGCAGAAGAUCUUGAUAUUCCUCUUCAAGAGCCACGGAUACCUCAGAGGCAGUUACUAUUGGAGCUUGCAUCUGUUAUCAGACAGCAUGUACGAGAGACCAUGAACGCAGAGGUUAAAUCUGUCAUUAGGCCCCUCCCCAAAUAUGCGUGUGGUUUCCGACAUGGCAGCGCUCCUCACACAGAGAUCGUGCUGUACGAGGAAGAAAAACAGGACCAGUUUUCUGAGGAAUUGUCAAAUGAAGUACCAAACCACGACGCUGUGUUCUCAUUUCCGAGGUCGUCAUUUUUCCAAGGUUCAGCCAGAAGCCGUUCACCCUUUCAGGGCGACGCAGUUAUCUCCCCUGCAGAGGUGGCGAUUUUAGACUCUCUUGUCAGUGGUGGUACCGCUCUCAGCUUAAAGGCUCAUUUCGUGGGCCUAUUGCCAGAUGUCAGCCCCCUUGUGAACACACUGACAUACCUCAAUUUAUCCUUUAAUGAUUUCACAAAUCUACCUGAAGAAGUGCUGGACAUGUCUCAGCUAGAGGUGUUAAAGUUCCGGAAUAAUCCGAUAUCUCUCCUACCAAGAGGAAUUGAGAAGUUGUCUAAUCUGCAUGUUUUGGUAAUGAAUUUCUGCCAGUUAGAAAGCCUACCAAAUGAGCUGUGUACACUGAAGAAGUUAGAACACCUAAAUAUCGCUUUCAACAAACUCACUUCUUUGCCAUGUGGCAUGGGAAAUCUCAGCCAGCUCAGGGAGAUUGUGAUGGAGGGGAAUCAAGUCCCGGCCUUACCCUGGAGCAUCCUCAAGCUGAGGCGGCUUCGUGCAGUCAACGUCCGUAACAAUUUCAUGCACCCGCUGUUUUGGAAGGAUUACACGAAGGACUUCCCCCAGCGCUUGGUAGACUUGGCAGCCCUGGCUGUCCAUAAGCAUGACCUUCACAAAAACACUGACCAUUGUCCAGAUAGGGUCAAGGCUAUUCUUUCCAGACCUGGUAUAUGUGACUGCUGCAGUGGGGCUUUGUUUGGCCCUGGAAUGAGGAUAAUUCGACCUCUGAAUCAAUUCUGCGGCAUAAAACUCUUACCAUUCAUGUUUAUGGCGUGCACACCGCAGUGUAAAGCAGAGUUCAAGAAUCUAACUAGCACACUGACAGAAAUGCUCUAUGGAGUGGAUGCAAAGAAGGCUGAGAGCUAACAGCACCUUAAAGCAAUAUUGCUACUGGUUUAUUUGGUAUUUUGCAAGUUUAUUCAUUGUCGGUGCCUUAUCUUCAGACCUUACCUGAGCUUACCUUCCAGAAAAUCUGAUGGCCAUAAGUGCAUUUGAAGCGAUGAAAACCAGACUGUGAUAAAAAUGAAAUCGUGUUUUUCAUUAGCAUAUUUUAAUUCAUUUCUUUAUCUGUUUUCACAUGUGGAGAUUAUGUUAUAAACUACAGUAUGUAACACAAA